GAGAGUAUUCGCACCCGCACGCCGUCCAUAAGUGCCUUUUUCAUUGAUGUCCAAGGCAGUCAAAAGAGGCAUUUCGCAAUUUAACUGAUUACAAAAUCAGCACUGUUAAGUCAUCGACUUCUGUGCGGUCGUUACGUGUACACAGGCCCUUAUAAGAGGCCUUUUGGCUAGCCGUCUGCAUUUCACGCAUAACAAGCUGGAUAUCCGCAAGGUGAAUGGCGUUUAGCAUGUUUGGUAAAAUACACUACGGGUAGCUUGAUUUUCUCUGGUGGUAGAUCUCAGUGCCAGAAGUAGCUAUUUGUUAUUAAUCCUUUGUUUCGGAAAUAAUUUCGUAUUCUUUAAAUGGAAUUUUAUGAUUUUAAAAAAGGCCUGCAUAAAACUUUCAUGAUUCUCUUUUAGCAUGGCGACCGAAGGUGCAAGUACCAGCAAGUCAACAAACAAAAAAAACGCGCCUACUCGAUUUUUCCCAGCACUUGACAUUCUUCUUCUCAGAGAACUGGUUGCGGUACAACCAACAACUAAGCCAGCGUGGGAUGAAGUCCACCAACAUGUGAACACAGCUUUGACGGAGGUGAAGCGCGACAGCUUUGUCACUCUCCGGGCAUGCAAGGAUAGGGUGAAAACUCUCCAAGAGGCUCAUACGAAGGACGAGUUGAAAUCUCUUAGAGCGUCUGGGACAGAUGAGGAAUACGACGAGCGAGCCCAGCUGCUUACUGAGUUGGCCAGCCUUAGCGAGGAAAGGGCGGCCAAAAAGCAGGAAGAAAAACCCGAUCUCAAGGAAGCCCAGGGACGACAAAUACGCCAGGCUGCUAUGGAGACGCUGAAAGUAAGAGACGAUCCGGAAGAACACGCGGAUGGUUUUGAUCGUGAGUUGGACGGAGCUGAUGAAAAUCUCGAACAUCAUGGAAAGAAAGCUGCGAAUUGCACCACCAAGCCGGCAACGAAGAAGCGUCGAACUGAUUCUGCAGAGUACGUGACGUAUCUAAAAGAUAAACUUUCCUUUGAAAAAGAGCGUUUCGAAGUAGAAAAGAAGGAAAGAGAGGCGAGGAUCCAGAGGGAUCAGCAAAUGAUGGAAAUGAUGAUGGCGUUGGCCAAAAACAAAAAUUAGAUGCUGCUCGCAACGAUGUAAGAUUUGACAAAUAAAUAAUU
Molecule: messenger RNA, 1149 nt
Organism: Lineus longissimus
Lineage: Eukaryota; Metazoa; Nemertea; Pilidiophora; Heteronemertea; Lineidae
Exons: 4
Coding region: 401-1108 (235 amino acids)
Source: RefSeq, a predicted model, not a curated record